CUUAUGUCCAAAUCACAAUUAGUAUCCAGCAGCGUUGCAACCAUGACAGACAGUUCUCCGCGUUCUCGAGGUAGCACUCCGGUAGCUCCAGCUAUACGAAAAGGUUUCGAAGAAGUACACGCGCCCACCGUCUCCUCUCCACUCAACCCAGAUGCAUCCAAGUCUCGACCGAAGCCUACACCACGAGAGCAGCGGGAGAAGAGGGAUACCCUGAAGAAACGCGAAGCUACAGGUGGAGCUCGUGGAGCGACUCCAGAUACCAAGGUGAAAGAGAAGCAUAUACCAAAGGCUGAUUCACCCAUGCGCUACAACAUCCCGGAGCCGAAACUAAGUGACUACGAACCUCAUAGAGACCUUCCAUUUGUGUCGAGAGAGCCUGUACCUCUGAUGCUCUCUGAUGGGCAGACUGAGCUUAGAAGAGUGGCUGACUUGGCGUGGAAUAAAAAAGGAUAUCGCUACACACCUUGCAUAGCAGACCCACACUUUCGACAUAAGCAGUUUUACAGACAGACUGAAAACAAACCUUACGGACCGCGAAUGGGAUUCGAGGACACAGACAGGACCUUCUUGUUCGACGACACAGCAACAAUCAUGACCAACGAGAAAGGCUGGCGCCUGGGCCGGGGCAACAUCGUUGCAAGAGAAGGUCGAAUGUAUUACGAAGUCAGGAUUUCCCGGGGCGUGCCCGCUGAAGGACCUCCAGUACCAGCAGGCCAAGAAAAUGUUCCACAACCACACAUCCGCAUGGGAUGGGCACGCCGCGAAGCACCCCUCGAUGCGCCGGUAGGCUAUGACGGCUACAGCUACGGUAUAACCGACAUUCGAUUCGAAUCUGUACACCGCUCGCGCCCGACCAAGAUUUACAACCACAUCCCGAAAGGCAAGAAAGGUGUCAAGAAUCGCAGUAUGAUUGGUAAUCAAUCCGUCGAAUACGUCCCGGACGACCACGUGCGCGAAGGCGAUGUCAUUGGCCUUGAAAUCUCCCUGCCCUCGAUCUCUCUACACCAGAAAGUUGUGUCUGGUAUCUACAACCCCGCCGUUGACAGCGACGAUCCCUCGCAGUUUGAAACCGGGGCAUUCGAUAUUAUUCGUGACCGUAUCCCUGUGCCGUACAAACACAGCAUUAUUUUUGAGCAACUUGAGUACCAAUCUACGAAGUCAAUAGAAUCAUACAGCGACCGCGGUCCUGUGCCCAAAAUAUUCCCGAACCCAAACCACGAGGAUCCCGCGCUACGAAGCUUGCCCAACUCAUCAAUCAAAGUGUAUAAGAAUGGCAAACUGGUUGGCAUAGCAUUCGAGAACCUUCUAGCAUUUCUCCCGCCUGCAUCAACACCACUUGUAGCCGCAGGUGCGCGCCCAGGGUUUGACGACGGCAUGUUGGGCUAUUUCCCCUGUAUCGCAGCUUUCUGUGGUGGUAUUGCGCAAGUAAAUUUCGGGCCAAAUUUCUGGUACCCCCCCCCUGAGUUGGCGUCGAGAGACGCAGACAUGGGUGGCCUGGAGCCCUCCUCGGAAGCCUUCCCUUCACCCCAGUUGACUACACUACGACCACUGGGUGAUAGGUAUAAGGAACAGAUCGCCGAGGACAUAGUGUGGGAUAUCAUCGACGAAGUUGAUUUCUUUGUGCAGGAUGGCGGCUUUUCGUAUGUUCCAACGAACGCGGCACUGGAUAAUGCCACUAAGACAGCAGCGCCGAAAGCCAGGGGCAUUGUGGACGGCGACGAUGAUAAUUCGUUUGUAGGGAAGUUUUAGUGGCAAAAUGUAUGAUACCCGUAGCUUGUGUAUAUAUAUGAGAUUGUCAAGGCGAGACAUCCUGGCAAGAGAAAGUUUCAUGAAAUUCAAGUGACGAAAGACAGGCUCUUGUGAUUAGAGCCACUUGAAGAUUUAAGUACUAAGACAUUGGUAUGGCGACACAUUGG
This is a messenger RNA of Pseudovirgaria hyperparasitica, 1916 nucleotides long. Its product is annotated as Ash2-trithorax family protein. Gene Ontology annotation, cellular component: Set1C/COMPASS complex. Gene Ontology annotation, molecular function: protein binding; transcription cis-regulatory region binding. NCBI's taxonomy places the organism in Eukaryota, Fungi, Ascomycota, Dothideomycetes, Acrospermales, Acrospermaceae. The transcript is spliced from 2 exons. The record is from RefSeq and is a predicted model, not a curated record. Bases 43 to 1749 code for a protein of 568 amino acids.